Closterium sp. Yama58-4 is the source of this 2547-nucleotide messenger RNA. The record is from the annotation of a GenBank genome assembly. Lineage: Eukaryota; Viridiplantae; Streptophyta; Zygnematophyceae; Desmidiales; Closteriaceae.
AUGGAAAGUUCAAAGCACUACUCUCUCGUGCCCGCCUCGCACGCCCCAAGGUCGUCGCACGAUCUAUCCAUCCAUCGAGAUCGCAGCCGCCACAUAGCUCAUCCUUGCAGAGUCUUAGCCACCAUCGCCAGUCCACCCUCCCUGCUCUCCGUUCGCCUUCUCUCUGCGCGUCUCCGCUGCGAUUCGCCGAUGAAGCCGGCAAGAGCUUUCCUGGUGGCGUCGACGGGCGGCGCGGCGGUAAUAUCCAUGGGCCUCUUGGCGCUCUCCAUCUACCUCGCGCUCAGCGGCAGUGGCAGCGCGUGCGCGCAGCGGCUGGACGCGCCGAGCAACGCGAUGGGCGUGGUGCUGCUGACCGUGAGCAUAUUCGGGCUCAUCGGCGCGCUCGUGCACGAGGGUUGCCUCGAGUUCCUCUUCCUCUGCUGCUCCGCCGCCCUCACACUCGCACUGUUGGCCUACUCAGCCCCAUCCACCCCAUCUCCCUCCUGCACCCACAUCUGCCCUCUCCACCCCAUCCCCCCCUCUGCAGCGUUCGCCCUGGCAGUAACCGCGCCGACCCCCAGCGCCACGGUGGGCGCGGCAGGGCAGGCGGUGUAUGACGUGGCGGGCUUCUCGCCGUGGCUGCAGGGGCUGGUGGCGCAGGCUGAGGCAUGGGAGAAGAUACAGACGUGCCUGCUCUCCAACAGCUCCUGCCCUGCCCUGCCCCCGCCCAAGAGCACAGCCGUUUCCACGUCACCUGCCCCGUCACCUGCCCCGUCACCUGCCCCGUCACCUGCCCCAUCAGUCGCCCUCUCAGCAGCAGCAAGGUCUGCUCUCUCCAUAACAGAGUCACUCCACGCUGACAACCAUUCUCAGCCAACCAUUCCCGGCUCCGCUGCUCAUGCCAAUUCCACAGCCUUGUUAAAUUGCAGUGGUGGUGGGACGGAUGGCAGUGGAAGGUGUUUCAGCUGUGACACGUGCAAGGCAGCGAUGCUCAAGGUUGUGAGGGACGAUCUCUCAUCGGCUGGCUCUGUGUGCCUUGCUGCUGCCUGCCUGCUGGUCGUGCUGCUUGGCGUGGGAGGGACGGAGAAGCUACUGACGGCGAUCGCCAACACGCUCAUCCUCUGCCUCGCAAUCGCCCUCAUCGUCGUAUCGCUGUACGCCACGUGGAGCUCGCCGCCCAGCACGUGUCUGAUCAUGUACCAGACGCCGCUGAUGGCGAUCGGCGCGGCGCUGUUCAUCGGCGCGCUAGUGGGGCUGCUGGCGCUGGUGUGCGACAACUCGUGCCUCGUGUGCUUGCAGCUCACCGUCUCCUUCACCGCCAUGUGGGCUCUCCUCGCCUUCGCCAUAUUCGCGCUGGUGGUGACGGGGCCGGGCGGCGCGUCAACGGAUAAGAGUCGCGGGUUCACGGUGUUCGAGCCGUCGCAGUUCAGCGCGUGGAUGCAGCAGCAGGUCGCGGGGGACCGCUGGCCGCCGCUCGCCUCGUGCCUCAGCGGCGCGCGCACGUGCGGGGACGUGCGCAACUACAUCGGGCGCAACCUCAAGAAGGCGCAGCUCUCCCCGCUCGAGGCGGGGUGCUGUCUGCCCCCGCAGGGCUGUGUGCUGGGCGGGCUGAACAUGUCAGCGCCCGUCUACUACUCGUUCGCCUUCGACCUCCCCACCAUGCCCAAGCUGCCCCUCCCCUCCGCCGACGCCGCGCCCGCCGUGCAGCGCAGCACGAGCAACUGCAGCGGGUUCAGUGCGGAGCCGACCCAGCUGUGCUACAGCUGCCCCUACUGCCAGGGCGGGCUGCUCACUCUGCUGCGCGACAACCUGCGCAUGGAAGCCUUUGUGGCACUCGGCGUGUUCAUUGCCAUCUUCAUGCUGCUGCUCAUCGCCUGCUUCGCCUACUGUGGAGCGCGGCCUGAUGAUGACGAGGAGAAGGGCAAGAGCAAGAAGACGGAGAUCAGCCUAGCCAGGCAGCAGACGUUUGUGAUUGCGGAUCAGCCGGCAGCGCAGCUGCUGUCCGUGCCGACGUUCCAGCGCACCCUCACCAUGGCCGACGGCGGCGGUGGUGCCGGGCCGGCAUUCACGCGCACCACCACCAUGUGUGACAACAGCGGUGCCGCUGCUGCGGCUGAGUCGAACGCACAGCUGUCGCGCACGCUGACACGCAUCGAGCAGGCUCUGGGGGCGGACCUGCAGCAGUUCAAACGCACCAACACCAUGGCGGGUGGUGGCGGUGCUGAGCAACGGGAAUUCAACCGCACACGCACGUUCCAGUCGAGUGCAGAUGGAUACGGUGAUGGAGGGAGGGAUGGAGAGGGGCAGAAGGGGCGGCUGCUGGGAAGAGUAAACACCCUGGAGUCGUCGAAGGGGUCGAGAGGGGGCGAGCAUGGCACUCACCACAGCAGCACGUCCAGACGGGGUGAGGGCGGGUCAAGAGAGAGGCUUUCACACCGUGUGGAUACUGGGAGGGGAAGACGGCGGGAUUAUGAUGAGGAGAGUGCAAGAGACUCUGAUGACAUGUCAGAGGAGGAGGAGUACUAUGAGGAUGAGGAUGACGUGGAGGAUGUUGACCUGUACGACUAG